UGACACUAUGAAACAGUUUUAAUACGAUAAUUAAAUAAAUAAAUUUAAGAUGCGAACCUUACGAUAAAUAAUUGUUAUAAUUUCAGUGUAGAUAAUUGUCUAUAUAGAGUAGCAAUGAUCUCUGCUACAAGGCUCUUAUUUUAUUCUAGUCUGGAGGAUUUUAAUAAUAUUUGAGUACUGAUAAAUUCAUUUAUAAAUUGAAUCACAAGUGUAGUUAUAAAACAGGAAAAUAUAUAUAUAGUUCUGAGAUAAGUAAAAAUAAUAUUGAUCAAGAUGACUACAAAGGCAACUUCGCAAGGGGGCGGGGAUAUUUUUUUAGCGAGAUAGUAUUUAAUGUAGCAGCUUCUGUAGAAGAGAUCAGUGAGAGGUGAGAGAAGGAAGUAGUGAGUGAGGUAAUAGAAGUGAGGAAGGUGAAGGAGGGAGGUAGAUAUCAAAGUGAGGGUGACAUCUAAGUAGAUAUUGAGACGCCGCUGGUAAACAAUGGCAGCAUCAGCUGACGUGUGGUAAUGUACUCUUAUAUUCCUCUCUGAAAACCUCUCAUUACCUCCUACCCGUGGCCUCCUUCUGUGCCUACUGCUGCUGACCUCAUCAUGGAGUCUUCCUAUAACUCCCGCUGCCCAGCUGUGAAGCGCUUGUUUCGUGAAGCUAAGGAGCUGCACGAGGCAACUGAAGAGUAUUUUGCCCAGCCUCUCGAUGACAACCUUUUUGAGUGGCAUUUCACUGUCAGGGGUCCUGCUGACUCUGAGUUUGAUGGUGGCAUCUACCAUGGUCGGAUAAUAAUGCCUGCUGAUUACCCCAUGAAGCCUCCAAAUAUUAUAUUUUUAACGCCCAAUGGACGGUUUGAGACUAAUAAAAAGAUCUGCUUGAGUAUAUCUGGUCACCAUCCGGAAACAUGGCAGCCUUCCUGGAGCAUUCGGACAGCACUCUUGGCUAUCAUUGGCUUUAUGCCAACUCCUGCUAAUGGCACUAUAGGCUCACUGGACUACACAGCUAGUGAACGUGCUAAGCUAGCCAAAAAAUCCUUGGAGUAUGAGUGCCCUCAGUGUGGGAGUAUAAACUUGCUGCUUAAGGAGAGGACAAGCAACAAUAAAGAGCUUCAAGAAGAAGCCAGAGAAGUUAUGGGUCAAGUGGCUGUUUCUGUCGGGGUGGAAAAUAAGGAAGAAAAUGAAGAUGCUUCAGUAUCCAGAAAAGAAUCCAGCGGCACAAGUGACUUAAUGGCGCCCCGUGAUCAGUCUAGUACAGAGGUGACUGCUGACAUUUCUAGCUCCUCUGUGCCUGCCAAUAGUAAGAAUACCGAGUCACACUCGCUGCAAGCAACCAGUCAGACUACACUUCCUGGCAAUAGUGUCUCUAGCUCUCUACCAGCAGUGGGUGGAAACUCAACUCCUGAAAUAUUAAUGGAAGGUGCAGAUGCACACAAUGGCAGAAGAAAUCCCAUAUCAGUUUCAAAUCAAGGCUAUAUGUAUAAUUUGGUGUUGUCAUCCGCAAUUUUUCUGUUUAUCGGCCUUGUGGUGAGGAGAAUAUUUCUUUUGGAAGGGGAGACAUCAGAUGAGCUUGAUGAGGUUCUACUCUGAUGUUAGUGGCUUACACUUUUCAUCCCUGUGAUUGGCAUCUUUCACAAAUGUUGUUAGUUGUCAAGUUUAUAAAAUUUCCACCAGUGUGCUGUAUAUAAUGUACUACAUUCAGAAAUAAUAUUUAACUAAGCUAAUUUCCUUAUACUAUAUAUUUUUUUGUUUAUUUAAGCGGUGCUCUUCAACAAUGGAGUCCUUUGAGUUUCAGAUAAUGCUUUAUUUCAUGGAUUAUUUUUAUAUUACAUAGAUUAAUUAUUGUGUGCAGUAAAAUACUUAAUUCCAGGACCCACUGUUGAAAGUAAUUCACAUUGCCCUAGGGGAGUAACCUGAUGCUGGUGAAGGGCUCUAGAUCCAAGAAAUUGGCACUGCCCUUUUCCAUGGAUCAAAAGUUAAUUACUUCCCAUGUCUUAAGUGCUAUAUGACCCCUAUGGGUUUAUGCUUCCCCAUGAAUAUGAUUAUUUAUAUUAUUACAUGACUGAGUUUGAUGAUGGGAGUUAAUAAAGCUUUGGUUAUGGUUAGCAUUUGUUGAUUCUAUAGACUUGGAUGAACUAUGCUUUGAAACUUGGUGUUUGUUCUUACUUAAAACAUCAGAAGUUUGUAUGUGUUUUGUUUCAGUGUUCAGAUAUAAAGAAGCUGUCAUGCUUGGCUAAGAUUUAAAUUUAGAAUUCAUCAGAUGUUAUAAUCAUUGUUGUAAUGUGUGUGUGUACUGAAAAUUGGCAGAUUUUGUGAGCAUUGUUGGUAAUUUUGGAUACUAAAUGAAGCAUACAGUAAAGGUGCUUAUAGCAUUGUCUUUUAAUUUAGAAUAUGACACUUUGGUUUGAAGAAGGCUGGGCAGCCUUGUGUGACGAGUCUGGUCUUGUUGGCCUUUUUAGCUAACGAAAGUUCAGUAAGCCUUUGUGAUAGUACUGCAUUCACCAUGGAUUUUAAUGUAUUUUCACCCUCCAUUUAUCACAAGGUUAAAUUGUUUAUUUUUUUAUUGGAGUUUGGCCUGGUUGAGUUAAAUAUCUUGAAUUAAAUAUGAGAAUCAUGGAGUUGUACUAGAAAUGUUGACCGAGCUAGAAAAGUGAAACAGAAUUUUAAGAAAAUUUUAACAGGAAAUUUGAAGCAUAUUUAAUACAAUGAGAAUUAAUUUAUUGCCAAAAUUCAUUGUAACCACAAUUCACCUUCAUAAGUAAUAGUUUGGCUUUAUUGAUCACAGUAAAAUCAAGGAUACUCUUUCAUGUGUUAGCAGGUAGAAACAAAAUUAAAGAGCAUCAGCCAUUACCAAACGCUUCUCGAAGUUCUGGAAAACAAAGGUGUUUGGGAAGACAUAAGGUGGUUCACCAGUUUAUUUCAUGGAAUGGUUGGAGUUUGGUAAUGAGGAUAGAACAGCAGUCUGUUAGCUACAGUGGUAACAUUCAAGAGAGGUGACUGCAGUGUGAAUAUUACAUGGUCAUUUGUGAAGAGGGGCAUGCACCUCUUUUCUUCUGGCUGCAACAGCCAUGGAAAAGAAAAAGUAAAGCAUCUUUGUGAUGAAGCUAAUGAUUUAAGAUUAGAUGUGAGGUCAGCUGGUCUGAUAAGGUAAUUAUCUUUUCUUAAAUUACAUUACAGUGGACCCUCAACUAACGAUAUUAAUUGGUACUCGAGAACGAAUAUCGUUAGUCGAGAUUUUUUAGCGUUAGUUGAGGCAAAAUGUUAGCGUUAAAAUGUAUCGCUAGUCGGAUUUAACGUUAGAUGAUGCCAUCGUUGGUCGAGGGUCCACUGUAUAUGUUUUAGAAAGAACAAAGAGGCACAAUACCGUGUCUAGAACAAUACACAAAUGACCCACACAUAAGAGAAAGAAACUUGUGACGAUGUUAUGGUCUGACUUGGACCAUUAACUAGUCUCAAACACAAGCUUCUUUCUCCUAUGUGCGGGUUAUUUGUGUAUCACAAGUUUUAGUAGAUCAGGAGUCUCAAAUAAUUGAAAAGAAAAUAUGGAACUGACUUUCUGCCACCUGAAUGUAGGGCCCAUUUAUAAUAUAAGGUGUUUUGUCUGAAACCUUAGUCCCCAUUCUCUUGUCAUAGCUCUGUCCUUUUGUCUUCAAAAGGAUAACCUUACCAUUGAUAUUAUGAUUGUUUAGAAUUGUUAAAAUACAGUAUUAAUGACCAGUAAAGAAAGUGCAUCAAGCCCUACAGUAUGUAUGCAUAUAUUUUUUCUAAAUACGUACUGUAAACACGACCCUUUACUUUACUGUACUGUUGUGUGUGUUGGUUCUUUUUUUCGUUCCUUAGCUGCACCAGCUAUCUUGUUGACAUAUACAGCCCUGUACACCAGUCUUAUUUGUCUUUCAUUUCAUCUUUUUUUGAAUUGGCUGUUUCUAACCAAGACAGAUUGACCCAAAGGAGGAAAUAUUCAUCAUUUAUUCUCUAAAUGUUUUUCCAGAAGUGCACAGACAAUAAUAAUAAUCUUUAUUUUUACAAGUACAUGUACAAGGUAUACAGACCUAGCUGACAUCAGUGACAUACUACUGUAUAGAAAGAUCCUUGGUAUGCAGAGCAUUUCGGGCAAAUUAGGUAAAUUUUGUCCCCAGCAUGUGACCCACACCAGUCAUCAAACACCCAGGUACCUCUUUUACUGAGAGGUGAACAUAGGCAGCAGGUGUUUUAAGGAAACACGUCGUGACGUUUCCACCCGUACCAGGGAUUGACCCCUGGACUUGAGUGUGUGAGUUGAGUGCACUAGCAAUCAAGCUAUGAGACACGUUCAAACCGUCCAAACUACAUCAUCCCCCCCACCUUUUCUUCAAAGCACCUCUUGAAAUAUCAUAUCCUCAAUACUGUACAUCAUUUAAAUUUCUCUUGGGUUUCUUAAUUUCCCAACUGCUUUAUAACCUAUAUGGGUUUAACACUUUUUUUUUUUUAGUAUAAUGAUAAUUAUUUAAUCAGUUUUUAUAACCUUCAAGAGAGAAAUAGGAAAGUAUAACCAGGCAGUGUGUCUGCCUCAAGCUUAACAGAUGAAGCAUCAAGCCUCUGCUAUUCUUCGUGCUGAAGGUCCCAUGCUGGUUUAGCGCAUUUCGUAAUAUAAAUUUUAAAUUCUUAUCUACAGAUAUACAGUGGACCCCCGCUUAACGAUCACCUCCAAAUGCGACCAAUUAUGUAAGUGUAUUUAUGUAAGUGCGUUUGUACGUGUAUGUUUGGGGGUCUGAAAUGGACUAAUCUACUUCACAAUAUUCCUUAUGGGAAAAAAUUCGGUCAGUACUGGCACCUGAACAUACUACUGGAAUGAAAAAAGUUCGUUAACCGGGGGUCCACUGUAAUUGUAAUUAUCAUCUCUAUAUAAUUAACACAACCUUAGCUAUAUGCAGUAUGAAUUUCAUACCAUUGCCUCUCAUUUACUGAUGUAGUCAGUGUUACUUCUAAGUAUGGCAGAUGGUGCUUGCUCAUGUUUUCAAAUAUGUGGGAAGUGUUAUUUUUCAACAUUUGACACAUACUUAUUUUGAUUCUAAUUUAUAAAGAUUUUGUUCCUUUUAACAUGUUUUAUUGAAAUGUGUGAAGAAAUAUUUCUUAAAAAAAUAAAGUCGUCAGAUUA
Messenger RNA from Cherax quadricarinatus, 5121 nucleotides. Its product is annotated as ubiquitin-conjugating enzyme E2 J1-like. The record is from RefSeq and is a predicted model, not a curated record. Lineage: Eukaryota; Metazoa; Arthropoda; Malacostraca; Decapoda; Parastacidae.